AUGUACUCGAAGCAGUUUAUUCUCUCCUUCUCUCUUCUUCUGUUUCUCCCGAUCGUCUUCUUCUUCGUCGCGCCACAUGUCUUCCCUUCUCCUCCCGGCGAAUCUCUCAUUCCAAUCUCCGAUGAGAUCGACGACCAGAGCCUAUUCCUCGCCGCCGCUGGAUCAACUUCCCUCUCCCAUCUCUCAUCCGGAAACCGCAACCCGAAGCUCAAGAUUGCCUUUCUAUUCCUCACCAACUCCGACCUCCAUUUCGCGCCAAUCUGGGAUCGGUUCUUCUCCGGCCAGUCCCAAUCGCUCUACAACGUCUACGUCCACGCAGAUCCGUUCGUGAACAUCACGAGACCUGGGAAAGGCUCUGUAUUCGAGAACGCCUUCAUUGCGAACGCUAAGCGCACCGCACGGGCCUCGCCGACUCUCAUCUCCGCCACGAGACGCCUCCUCGCCACCGCCUUCCUCGACGACCCUGCCAACACUUACUUCGCCGUGCUCUCUCAGUACUGCAUCCCUCUCCACUCCUUCAAAUACGUCUACAGCUCCCUCUUCGAAUCUUCCACGUUCGACAAAUCCGAUCCCGAUCCGACUCCGACUCCGAGAGGUAUCAGGAUCUGGUAUCGGAGUUUCAUCGAGCUCAUAUCCGACGAGCCGAGGCUUUGGAAACGGUACAACGCUCGAGGGAGGUACGCUAUGAUGCCGGAGGUCCCUUUCGAGAAGUUCCGUGUGGGUUCGCAGUUCUUUGUCAUGACCAGGAGACACGCUUUGCUAACGAUCAAAGAUCGUAUCUUGUGGCGCAAAUUCAAGCUCCCGUGUUAUCGUUCCGACGAGUGUUACCCGGAGGAGCAUUACUUCCCGACGCUGUUGAACAUGAGGGAUCCGGAUGGGUGCACCGGGUAUACAUUGACCCGGGUUAACUGGACUGGCACUGUGAAAGGGCAUCCUUACACCUAUAAACCCAAGGAAGUCGUGCCCGAGCUGAUCAAGAAACUCCGGCAAUCAAGCCAUUCGAGCUCCUACUUUUUUGCACGCAAAUUUACUCCUGAUUGCUUGAAGCCCUUGUUGGCCAUUGCAGAUUCGGUGAUCUUCAGAGAUUAA
Messenger RNA from Microthlaspi erraticum, 1089 nucleotides. NCBI's taxonomy places the organism in Eukaryota, Viridiplantae, Streptophyta, Magnoliopsida, Brassicales, Brassicaceae. The record is from the annotation of a GenBank genome assembly.